AUGGCGGGAAAAGGAGGGAAGGGGCUCGUGGCUGGGAAAACCACCGCAGCAAACAAGGACAAAGACAAGGAUAAGAAAAGGCCUGUCUCUCGUUCGUCCCGUGCUGGGAUCCAGUUUCCAGUGGGUAGGAUCCACAGACAGUUGAAGCAAAGGGUGCAAGCCAAUGGACGUGUGGGGGCAACUGCUGCUGUGUACUUGGCAUCAAUUCUGGAAUAUCUGACUGCUGAGGUUCUGGAAUUGGCUGGAAAUGCAAGCAAGGAUCUGAAGGUGAAGAGGAUCACACCCAGGCACUUACAACUCGCUAUCAGGGGUGAUGAAGAGCUUGACACCCUCAUCAAAGGGACCAUUGCUGGUGGUGGUGUCAUCCCUCACAUCCACAAGUCCUUGAUCAACAAAGCUGCCAAAGAAUGA
Molecule: messenger RNA, 411 nt
Organism: Sphenostylis stenocarpa
Lineage: Eukaryota; Viridiplantae; Streptophyta; Magnoliopsida; Fabales; Fabaceae
Source: the annotation of a GenBank genome assembly